UAAUUUACAUUGAUAAAAAUGGACGUGAAUUGGUUCGCAAACUCCAUCCGAACUAAUUGACAUGCAGACAAUUUCGUACGCAAAUUAAUAUUUAAUUCCUUUUUCUUUCCAAGCAAGUGUCAAAUAUCAAUGCACUGAGUUCCAAUCGCUAUCGAACGCCCGAAGGAUCAACGUUGACCGCGAAAUCAAUCAGGAAUCGAUGAAUGCCACGGGGUUAUUAAAACAGCUAAUGGGUAAUUUGCUGUUCGCAGGCCGUCCAAAAAAGCGACAGAACAUGACGAGCCCGGUGGUGAUUUCGGCCACGGCUAAGCACACAGCGACGUUAAUAUUUUUCCAUGGCUUGGGUGAUACAGGGCAUGGCUGGGCUAGUUCCAUGGGCGCAGUGCGGUCCCCUCAUAUCAAAGUUAUUUGUCCUACUGCGCCAACGAUACCAGUGACGUUUAACGCAGGGUUCAGAAUGCCUGCCUGGUUUGAUCUGCGCUCUCUGGACUCCAGUGGCCCAGAGGAUGAAGAAGGUAUACGUAAGGCCACUGAAAUGGUCCAUUCGUUAAUAGCGGAGGAGGUUGCAGCUGGGAUACCCACCACGCGCAUCGUUCUCGGAGGAUUCAGUCAAGGUGGAGCAUUAGCCAUAUACAGUGCUCUUACAUUCCCAGAGCCUUUAGCCGGCGUCAUAGCUCUAUCCGCAUGGCUUCUUUUACAUAAAAAAUUUCCAGCAGAAGCGAUAGGUAAUAGGAACACUCCGCUGUUACAAUGUCACGGCGAUUGCGAUCCAAUUGUGCCAUAUAAAUGGGGUCAAACAACAGCGACCCUUCUAAAACAAUUCAUGACACAGACAGAAUUCAAAACAUACCGAGGAAUGAUGCAUACAACUGACCAGGAGGAAAUGCGCGACAUAAAGAAAUUCAUCGAGAAGGUUCUGAAGCCGUAAUAGAUCAAAUUGAACAUAUUGAUAUUUUAUCGGCUACUUUAAACAUGUAACUGUACAUUAUAUUGAAAUGAUUCCAAUUUUGCGGUUAUUUAAUUUUAGUAAAUUAUAUGAACUUUAAAAGCGUUUAAGUAGAAAAUCGUUGAAAAUCUUCCAAACUAUUGAGAUGCAGCGCUACUAGGAAAAAUAUAUUUAUUUACAACCUUUAUAAUUUUCAUCUGUAUAAACACUGUUCAAACACUUUUCGGUAUUUUAAUGUACCAAAGCAUUCAUAUAGCAAUACUACAAAUUAAUCCAUGCGGUCCUUAAUCUUUUUAAUAUGCAUCUAUAAAUUGGCAUUCCUCGUUUUUUUAUAUUUAUAAUGUCUAUAUAUAGCAUACGCAUAUACUAAAUAUACAUAUAUUUACAGAUAUGUAUAUAAGUACAUAUGUAUCAAACAAAUACCUUGUAUUUAGUUAUAAGGCCACCGGUGUGGCGAUUUAUUAUUUAAAAAUAGUACGAAGGUGGUUGAGUUUAUUCAUUUUUGCGAUUUAAGUCUGCGACAAUAGUAAAUUUACAAAUAAAUUUAUGUCAGAUUUAAGAUAAUGUUAAGUUAUGUUAGAGAAAGAGCCGCGUCAGCUCUUCUAUUGACAACACUUCCAACUUUUUCGCGCCUAUAUUUCGAAUACUUGUUUGGAUACAAACGAAACACGUCCACGAAGCACUUAAUUCGCGCAUUUGAGCAGCUGCGAGCCUUUUACAUUCAAAUUUCUAUUUCACGCGAUUUAGGCCCGUAACGUAACAUGAAAUGUUGCUGUUAAUGAAUCACUUUUGUAGCGAGUCUAGAAGACAGUGACACGGCCAAUGUAAUCUGUGAUUACGCAUUGCAUUGUCGAAAGCCCCCAGUCCAUCAUUUAUUAUCGGUAUAACACGAAUCAGGAUUUCCUAAGCUCUUUUACGGCGCGAAUAUCCACAAUCAUAUAAUUUACAAAAAUAUUUGCAUAGCUUUAGAAUCAUAUGAAGCAGUAUACUCCUUUAAUACUUUGGUUCUCUGUUAUAUCUUUAUACGAUAUAGAAAAAAAUAAAUUUUCGAAAAAUGAAAAAGAUUAUUUCUUAUGUGUAUUUCAAGUUUGGGAAAUCCUGCGAUAUAUACCGUAAAGAUAAAGGUAGUAUAGAUACAGUAUUAAUACAUUGUAAAGUUAUACUAAAAAUGUAUAUAAAAUUAUAUGAUACUUGGCUAAUUUUAUUAUUAUUGAGUACUAACACGCUAUCCGGUAGACAAAUAAUAAGUAAAGAAAGAACAAUAAGCCCGAAGUAUUUUUCAUGGGUUUUCUUUACGAAUACACUUUAUAGCUAGCAACAGACUAGGAUAUUAGCUCAUAAGUUGUGUAACAACUUUUGCCAGUAUAAAUAAAAUGAGCCUGAAAUAAG
Molecule: messenger RNA, 2335 nt
Organism: Temnothorax curvispinosus
Lineage: Eukaryota; Metazoa; Arthropoda; Insecta; Hymenoptera; Formicidae
Gene: Apt1
Product: acyl-protein thioesterase 2
Exons: 8
Coding region: 200-928 (242 amino acids)
Biological process (GO): protein depalmitoylation
Cellular component (GO): cytoplasm
Molecular function (GO): carboxylic ester hydrolase activity; palmitoyl-(protein) hydrolase activity
Source: RefSeq, a predicted model, not a curated record